Molecule: messenger RNA, 1151 nt
Organism: Thecamonas trahens ATCC 50062
Lineage: Eukaryota; Apusomonadida; Apusomonadidae
Product: NUP35 protein
Exons: 2
Coding region: 1-1086 (361 amino acids)
Biological process (GO): nuclear pore organization; NLS-bearing protein import into nucleus; regulation of DNA-templated transcription
Cellular component (GO): nuclear pore central transport channel; nuclear membrane; nuclear pore nuclear basket
Molecular function (GO): structural constituent of nuclear pore; phospholipid binding; single-stranded DNA binding
Source: RefSeq, a predicted model, not a curated record
AUGUCGUACCCCGUGGGCAAGACCCCGCGUGAGCCCUUUGCCUCCUUCUCCAACCGGCUGCCAGUGACGCCGCGUGAGACCGAGCCCAAGUACCUCCCGUCACACAUCCUGGGCAGGACGACUGGCACCCUCAACUCGAGCAGCUCGCUCGUCGACCUCCCGCUGCCGCAUGGCAUGCGCCAGGCCUCGCCUUCCAACCACAGACGCCACAUGUCCCCUGGUGGCGAGUAUGCCGAUCCGCACGGCCCCCGCUCACGCCACCCGCAACCGCACCAUCGCUAUCCCUCGCCCAUGGCCGCUUCCGCCGGCUCCAUGCCCCGGGCCUCGUCGAUGGCUCUCUCUUCGCGCGGCGCCACUCCCUACGGCGACGAGCGCAGCCGCCUGCGCCACCGCGCCCCGUCAGAGUUUGCCGCUUCAGGCGCGAGCGGCUUCCACGGCUACCCUGGGAGUGAGCACCCCGGCGAGGUCGGCGACGCUGGCGCCAAUGCCCCGCCCAAGGCUCUCGGCCAGUCGGUCUACGCCCAGCUCAAGCCGUCGUCGGACAUCACCGAGUCGCCGGCUGGUCGCACCGGAUAUCCCAGCGAGGGGCCCGCCGCUCUUGGCGCCUCGGUCAACCGCGGCUCGCUGGCAAACUCGUCGCAGCUCGGCGCGUCGUCGUCGGCUCCCCGCCACUCGAGCAAGAAAAAGCCGUUUGACAACCGCUGGAUCACCGUCUUUGGCUUCCCCACCUCGUCGACUUCGUUCCUGCUCAAGCACUUUCAGCGCUACGGCGAGAUCCUCAACUACCUGCCUGGCCAGGGCAACUGGAUCCACAUCGAAUACGCCCAGCCCAUCCACGCCCAGCAAGCGCUCGCCCGCAACGGCACCAUCUUCAAUGAGAAGCUCAUGAUCGGCGUGAUGCUCUCGGAGGAUGUCGACCCGUACGAGCUCCAGGCUCCCGUCUGGGGCAACGAUGCCAUCGGCAUCGGUGCCGGUGCUCCUCAGGCACGCAUCAUCGCAGACGGCCCAGCGUCGUCCGUCUUUAAGCGGCCUACCGCCUCGCGCUCUUUCAUUGCCAAGAUCUUCGAGUACCUGUUCGGCUGGUAGACUGCCCGCCAUCCUAACCCCCUUCCCUGCCCCCUCUUCCACUAAACUGUGGCCUCGUCCUCCUC